This is a messenger RNA of Etheostoma cragini (Arkansas darter), 2383 nucleotides long. RefSeq names its product matrix metallopeptidase 17a (gene mmp17a). The transcript has 10 exons. Bases 372 to 1952 code for a protein of 526 amino acids. Gene Ontology annotation, cellular component: extracellular matrix. NCBI's taxonomy places the organism in Eukaryota, Metazoa, Chordata, Actinopteri, Perciformes, Percidae. Gene Ontology annotation, biological process: proteolysis; collagen catabolic process; extracellular matrix organization. The record is from RefSeq and is a predicted model, not a curated record. Gene Ontology annotation, molecular function: metalloendopeptidase activity; zinc ion binding.
CGCGACACAACCGCACGUAGCUGCUUACAUUUCCUAGCGCUCGAGACGCUACGACGGAGAGAGCAGCUCGCACUUCUUGUUCCAGGGAUAUUGCCUCUGAUAGACUUGGGAUAAGACAAGAAUACGCAGUUUAUCUCUGUUUAUGACCACUUAGGUCUUAGUUACGGGUGUAGUUUUACGGGUGCUGGACAUAAACUGCUCUAAUGUUUUUAACAGAACCAGUUUUAAUGUGCUUCAUGUGUUUGCGCUCAACAGUGAGGUAGACUUAUUCGGGGACACUUUACAGGAGUGUCGGCGUGUGAUUUAUCCCGUGGAUGCUGCUGUCGGGAUCGGUGUCUGUGCCCUGCAGGACCAGCCUGUCAUAGGGCAUCAUGGUUUCUCUGGUUCUUCACAAGUGGAUGAGGAAUACUUCACCGGAGAUGCUGCUUUUGGUGCCGAUAUUGUGGCUUUUACCUCUGACCGGAGCGGCUCCGUCUCAGACUACCGAGCAGCUGGACUCUGGGGUGGACUGGCUGAGUAAGUUUGGCUACCUACCGCCCCCUGACCCAGUUACUGGUCAGCUUCAGACCAAGGAGGCCUUGACCAAGGCCAUCAAAGCCAUGCAGAAGUACGGAGGGCUGAAGGAGACCGGAGUCUUAGACCACGCCACACUGGGUCUAAUGAAAACACCCAGAUGUUCUCUGCCAGAUGUUUCUGAGGCUGAGGUGACAACGGGCCGCAGGAAACGAGGCUUGAAUCCUCAGAACAAAUGGAGUAAGAGGCAUCUAUCCUGGAGAGUGAGGACCUUUCCUAAGGACUCAGCCUUACUGGGCAGGGACACUGUUCGAGCCCUGAUGUACUACGCCCUAAAGGUCUGGAGUGACAUCGCCCCACUAAACUUCCAUGAGGUGGCCGGCAGUGACGCAGACAUUCAAAUCGACUUCACUAAGGCCGACCACAAUGAUGGAUAUCCCUUUGAUGGGCCAGGCGGCACCGUGGCGCAUGCAUUUUUCCCCGGAGAGAGGUUCACAGCUGGGGAUACACACUUUGAUGAUGAUGAGGCCUGGACCUUCAGAUCUCCAGACUCUCAUGGGAUGGAUCUGUUUGCAGUUGCAGUCCAUGAGUUUGGUCACGCCAUCGGCCUGGUGCACACCUCAGCCAUAGAGUCCAUCAUGAGACCAUACUACCAGGGACCGGUAGGAGACCCUCUGAAAUACGACCUACCUUAUGAAGACAAGGUCCGCGUCUGGCAGCUCUAUGGUGUUAGAGACUCAGUGUCCCACACAAUCCGACCAGGCAACCCCUCCCAGACGGCUGAACCUCCUGUCCUGCUGGACCUUCCUGAAAACAGAUCCACUCUCCUGCUGACACAAGAUGCCCCAGACAGAUGCACCAGUCACUUUGACGCCGUCGCCCAAAUACGAGGGGAGGCCUUCUUUUUCAAAGGGAAGUACUUUUGGCGACUAACUCGAGAGAAGCACCUGGUGUCUCUGCGUCCCGCUCAGAUCCAUCGCUUCUGGAGGGGCCUCCCACCCAAUCUGGACAACGAUGACCACCUGAGACGUAUGGACCUGGGCUACCCUAAAGACAGCUCGCUUUGGAAGGGGCUGCCACCACAACUGGAUGACGCCAUGAGGUGGUCUGAUGGCUCGUCCUAUUUCUUCAAGGGGAAGGAGUAUUGGCGAGUGCCGAGCAGCGACAUGGAGGUGGAGGCAGGAUACCCCCGCCUCAUCGCUAAAGACUGGCUGCUGUGCACCCAGAUGCAGUCGGACUCUCCGGACACAGAGCCCAAAAGCACGGAGACAAGAGUCAACGUGCACCAUCACCCAGACCACGCAGAGAAUGGAUACGAGGUGUGCUCCUGCACCUCUGACACCGCCUCGCCUUUGGGUGCUCGCCCCUCCCCAUCUCCCCUGUGGCUGCUGCCACCUCUCUGGACGCUCUCGCUGGCCCUCCGCUCUGAACUGCUAUGAUGCCAAAGCAUGGGACAAAGUUCUCGAGCUGGGUGCCGGAAAGAAACUCUUUGGUGGAGGGCCAGUCACUCAGACACUCAGUCUAAAUACAAACUGAAACAUUUUGUUCAUAUAAAUAUCAAUUGGUAUGUUUUUGCUAUUUUAUUUAGUUGCGAUUAUUUAUUUCACAUGCCGUUGGAUGGGGUCAACUGAAGCGCCUUGCAGUAUGAGUAGUACCAUACCACUGAUUGUACUAGGGUAUAUCUAGUGGGCAUCAAUUCACUGACAUUGAUAAUGCUUGUACCGUGCUACACAGAACCAUAAGUUUCUAUCUCUUGGUUUCCUCUUAAAUGACUAAACUAUCUCAUCUUUGCAAGGAAUUGAGUGGGAUUCUUCAGAAUUAUCUUCACAUGAAAUACACCAGUAUUCCAACAGCACUCAUAAAACCUUUU